This is a messenger RNA of Suricata suricatta (meerkat), 1244 nucleotides long. RefSeq names its product ELL associated factor 2 (gene EAF2). Bases 78 to 872 code for a protein of 264 amino acids. Gene Ontology annotation, molecular function: transcription elongation factor activity. Gene Ontology annotation, cellular component: super elongation complex. The record is from RefSeq and is a predicted model, not a curated record. Gene Ontology annotation, biological process: positive regulation of DNA-templated transcription; regulation of transcription elongation by RNA polymerase II. NCBI's taxonomy places the organism in Eukaryota, Metazoa, Chordata, Mammalia, Carnivora, Herpestidae. The transcript has 6 exons.
AAGUGCAGCUGCUUCAGAAUGAGGUGGCAGACGACAGUGAGAGCAGGUGGCUGGGGUAAAGUCAGAGCAAGGGGAUAAUGAUGAAUGGAGCUGCGGGACCCUCGCGCAUGGAUCACCGCGAGCGGGUUCUCAAGUUAGGCGAGAGUUUCGAGAAGAAGCCGCGCUGCGCCUUCCACACUGUACGCUAUGACUUCAAACCUGCUUCUAUUGACACUUCUUGUGAAGGAGAGCUUGAAGUUGGCAAAGGUGAACAGGUGACAAUAACUCUGCCAAAUAUAGAAGGUUCAACUCCACCAGUUACUGUUUUCAAAGGUUCAAAGAAACCUUACUUAAAGGAAUGCAUUUUAAUUAUUAACCAUGAUACUGGAGAAUGUCGACUAGAAAAACUCAGCAGCAACAUCACUGUAAAAAAAACAAGAGUUGAAGGAAGCAGUAAAAUUCAGUAUCGUAUAGAGCAACAGCAGCAACAAAUGCGGAAUUCGGCUAGGACUCCCAAUCUUGUUAAACAUUCUCCGUCUGAAGACAAAAUGUCCCCAGCAUCUCCGAUGGAUGAUAUUGAAAGAGAACUGAAGGCAGAAGCUAGUCUAAUGGACCAGAUGAGUAGUUGUGAUAGUUCAUCAGAUUCCAAAAGUUCAUCUUCUUCAAGUAGUGAGGAUAGUUCCAGUGACUCCGAUGAUGACGAGUGUAGAUCUUCUCCUUCUGAUCCAGGGAUUUACAUCUCAGGGCAUCCUGUCAUGUCUGCUGUUCCACAGAGUAGGAUUCCUGAUUCGGAUGCUGGCCGGGAUAGAUCUCAUGACAACAAUGGCCUUCUGAUGAGUACUUUAAGAAAUGAUUUGCAGCUGAGUGAAUCAGGAAGUGACAGUGAUGACUGAAGAAACUUUCAGCUAUGUAUAAAAGUUGUCAGACAUGGGAUAGUUUAUAUUAAGAGUAAAAAUUUCUAAGACUGAAGAAAAUGUAUCUUAACUUUUGGUGAUAAAGGAAAUUAAACUUGAUUCAGAAUUUUCAGUUGAUAUCAUAUUUUUGACCUUUUAUGAGUACUAGCAUUUUCACGUGCAUUCCAAUACCAGGGUUUUACAGACGAGAAAACAGAGGUUAGGUAACUUGCCCACAUAUUGUUAGUUAACAAGUGGCAGAUCAGGUGCUCUAGGGUUCAAGUUCAAUGCUCUAUUUUGCCACACUGCUGUCUCCAAUUGUGAAAUGUCAAAACAAUUGAGUUAUAAUAAAUGUCCAUGGUUUUAAUUAUA